Molecule: messenger RNA, 539 nt
Organism: Magallana angulata
Lineage: Eukaryota; Metazoa; Mollusca; Bivalvia; Ostreida; Ostreidae
Product: GTP cyclohydrolase 1 feedback regulatory protein-like
Exons: 3
Coding region: 103-369 (88 amino acids)
Biological process (GO): negative regulation of biosynthetic process
Cellular component (GO): cytoplasm; nucleus
Molecular function (GO): GTP cyclohydrolase binding
Source: RefSeq, a predicted model, not a curated record
AACACAGUCACCGGAUGUGAACUCUGAUGUGUUAAAGGGACAUAACUCGCGAUGUUUAUUGUGAAUCUCAAGACGGGCUAGACAGUGAGGACAACAUCAAUUAUGCCGUAUGUAAUGAUCAGUACACAGAUCAGACUGGAGACAGGACCAACAGUGUGUGGAGAUGAAUGGAGUGACCCAGAGUUGAUGGAAUAUCUGGGUGCCAGACUGACCAAAACUCUGGGAAACAACUUUCAAGAAUAUAUUUCUCAAGACACAGUGAGAAUUAUUCUGAACAAGCUAGAGAAGAGGGGAUACAAGCUUAAAGCUAUGACUGGGUUAGGACAGACUUGUAUUUGGACACUACAUAAGGAACUCGAUGAUGAAUGAAAGAAUGUGAUUUUGUAAACGGAUGAAAGCUAUAAGAGGGGCCAAAACUAGUUGAAAUGGAGAUUUAUCAUAACUCAAAAAGAAAAAAAAGCUUUGUUAUAUACUUGUAUAUUAUACUUAAUAUAUUUAUGUGAUGAUCAUUUUCAUAAUAAAAGAUAAAAAUAACAGAA